CUUUUUGGGUACUACAAAAUUGAUUCUAACACGGGUGAUGCUGUUCGUGUCGAUCGCGGUUGCAAACUCAUAGAAGGAGCCGAAUAUGACGUGCAAAUUCUGUCAAAACGCUACGAACAUCCAUCUGUUAAUGGUAGAUUUGUUCGCAAGAUAUACACUGGUAGAAGUCCAUCAAACAGCAGAAUUUAUGAAAAUUGCAUGAUGCUCGCUGUAAGAAUCCCUGAAGGAGCGGAACGCCAACGCCUUAUUAAUCAGAUGUAUGCGGGUGACACAGCACCUCCACUUCUUUCAGAAAGUGCUCCAUCUGCAAAACGUUUUCGUGGAGAUGCCGCAGAAGCAGGAUCAUCAACUGAGAGCGCCCAGGCCUUAUUGUAUAGGACCGAAUGUGAGCUACAGACGCGGCAAGCAAGUAUAUUGGAUCGAUUUGAAGCAUUCAUGGAUAGACUGGAAAGAAUCAGUAUGUGUCUUCCGCAACUCCAAGAGCCUGUUCAGCAAGUAUGGUUAGAUGAAUCCGCGCACGACGAUGAAGUAGCCCACGAAGAGGAAAUCAUUUUGGAUGGCACCUACAAUGAAGAUUUCGUAUCUCAUCUUCCUUGA
Messenger RNA from Strongylus vulgaris, 597 nucleotides. The record is from the annotation of a GenBank genome assembly. NCBI's taxonomy places the organism in Eukaryota, Metazoa, Nematoda, Chromadorea, Rhabditida, Strongylidae.